UGUAGCAUUCAACAUUUUAUUAAGUUUAUAUUUUAGAAAAUGACAAUAGAAUUUAACGUUAAAUUGUUACGAAAUCUCUAACUUUUUUAAAAUUUUCCAUGCUAGCAUUUAGCUUAAUAAUCAAUAAAUCUCAGCGAUAGUUUUUAUGUUGUGUAAUUAAUCAUGUGCCAAAGUUUCUUCGGGUUCCAACUUCCCAUGCUCACUCUCCUACCCUACCCACCACCAUCCACCAUCGACGCCAUGGAUGUUACCGCCACCACACAGUCCAAGGGAGUUCAGUCACACAGUAAAGACAGUAACCCCGCUUGAUGCCACUCGAGUAUAUUAUUAUAAAAUCAUCCACCCGCCAUUUCUGCAAAAAAUUCAUCCUCCCAUUCCUCUUCCCCCUCAAGAAUUAAUCCCCAACAAUUCCGAUGGCCUCAACGAAGACGAACCCAGAAAGCGGCUUCAACCCGACAACCAAGACCUUCCACAGCCUUCGACCGCCGAUUCACCUCCCGCAGGACGACGCUCCCAUCUCCGUCGUCGACUACGCCCUCUCCAUCCGUUCCGCAUCCUACUGGCCCGACUCCACGGCGGCCCUGAUUGACUCAGCCACCGGUCAACGAAUCCCUUACUCCGACCUCCUCAAACGGCAUAAAUCCCUGUCGUAUUACCUUCAGCACGUCCUCAAGCUGUCUAGACACGACGUCGCUUUGGUAAUCUGCCCCAACUGCGUUCAAGUCCCGAUCCUCUACCUAUCCCUCCUCUCGAUCGGCGUCGUGGUCUCCCCGGGUAACCCGCUCAGCACCGGGUCGGAAAUCGCCCGGCUCGUCGAGCUAUCCGGCCCCACCAUAGCGUUCGCCACGUCAUCCACGGCCCACAAGCUCCCGAAGCUGAGGCUCGGGACGAUUCUCGUUGACUCGCCCGAGUUCGAGUCGAUGAUGAUUAGGACGACUUUCGAUUUGGAUCUCGAUCACGGCCCCCAGCCGAGUCAAUCCGACGUGGCGGCGAUUCUGUACUCCUCGGGAACGACGGGAAGGAUUAAGGGGGUGAUGCUUACGCAUCGGAACCUAAUCGGGGUCGUCGCCUUGUGCCGUUCGUCGGCGGUGGCGGCGGGAGAGAGGGCUUCUCCGCCCGUUUUGCUCUACACGGUGCCGCUUUUCCACGUGUUCGGGUUCAUAUACUCGCUGAAGUCGGUCGCGCUGAUGGAGACGGUGGUGAUGAUGCCGAGAUUCGGUCUGGACGGGAUGCUGAAGGCGGUGGAGGAGUUCGGCGUCACCGAUGUGGCGAUGGCGCCGCCGGUUGUUGUGGCGAUGGUGAAAUCAGGCUCCUCGGAGCGGUAUGACUUGAGUUCGCUGAAGAGCUUGGUCGUCGGCGCAGCUCCGCUGGGGAAGGACGUCAUCGCUGCGUUCAAGGCCAAGUUCCCGACGGUGGAGUUGGCCCAGGGGUAUGGUUUAACUGAGUUGACGGGGCCAGUCUCUCGAGUACUUGGUCCUGAAGAAUCUAAAAAAUGGGGCUCUGUCGGGAGGCUUUACGGGCUUUUGGAAGCGAAAAUCGUUGAUCCCGAAACACAAGAAGUUUUGCCUCCUGGAAAACAAGGAGAGCUUUGGGUCAAAGGGCCAACAACAUUUAAAGGUUAUGUGGGUGAUCCUGAAGGGACCAUCGAAAACAUGAUUAUCAAUGGGUGGUUGAGGACCGGCGAUCUAUGUUAUUUUGACGAUCAAGGUUUCCUUUAUGUUGUGGAUCGACUCAAGGAGUUGAUUAAAUACAAUGGAUACCAGGUUGCCCCUGCAGAGCUUGAGCAAUUGUUGCAGUCCCAUCCAGGCGUAGCCGAUGCAGCAGUCAUUCCGUACCCGGAUGAGGAGGCAGGGCAACUUCCAUUUGCAUGUGUGGUGAGGCGACCAGGGUGUAUCCUCGAUGAAAGAUCAGUAAUGGAGUUCGUCGCGAAACAUGUUGCACCAUACAAAAAGAUAAGGCGAGUUGCGUUUGUGAACUCCAUACCCAAAAGUCCGGCCGGGAAGAUACUGAGGAAGGACUUAAGGAAGAUUGUUUUGGCGCUAUUGCUAACAACUUCGUCGUCUAAAUUGUAGUCUCAUGAUUUCCAAAACUUUGUUGUUUAGAAAAGUGCUCAAUAAUUCAUCAUAAAGUUGAUGCCAAGAGCUGCACAAUAUUAAUAUAAUCCAGUAGUUUAUACGAACAGCCAUUGCAGUCAAAAUCGCGCUUUAAAACAUAAAAGCUUACGCUUUUACCUUUCUAGGUCACUAAAAUGCUUUUAUGUAGAAUCGUGAUUUUCCUUUACAAAUGUAGUCAAAAUCUACGCUUUAAAACUUAAAAGCUUACAAUUUUACGCUUUUAGGUAGAAUCGCGCUUUUGACUGCAUUAUUGCCAACAUAUUCAUCCACUUGAUAAGUGGAGGUUCGAUUAGUGUCCUUACCUCGUAAUUACAAAAUAAGAUUGUAUGACUGUGAGAGUGUUUAGAUUACAUGUUCUAACUAAAAUGCUAUCAUGGUGAUUUUUUUAAAAUCUAACAACAACGGAGUAUGUUUCAUCAACCAAUUCGUUUUCAUAUUUGUUCACGAGGCUGCUAAAAAAUGAAUGAGCUUAUAGUUCGAGUAGGCCAUCAAUGAGCCGAGUCAUGUCGAGUCGAGUUUUGCUUUGUUUAGUUUUGGCUCGUUAAUAAACGAGCAGAGUUCGAGAUUGGCUAAUUUAUAAUGAGUCGAGUCAAGCUCGAGCUGGGUCAUUUAUUAAAAUCUACUUGACUCAUCAUUAAGAUCAGUAGUUCGGCUAGAGCUCAACUCUAUGAUAAUUCAUAAAUUAUACCCUAAUAUUUAUAUGUCAUAUAUGAUACGUGUGAUUAAUUGAUAUUGUGUCAUAUACGAGACAUAGUUGCUCACAUACUAAAGUCUUAUACAUGUGAGAUAUACAAUUUAAUAAAUCUAUGAAUUAUCAACAAGUCAACUUAUAAGAUAUAGAUUGAUUUUCUCAUAAGUUAGUAGUCGAGUUGGCUCUCUAAUCACAAUGUUGAGACAUCUCAUGAGCUCAAAACAAGAGAUUUUAUGAGUUGGGUUCAACAAACUACCCUGUCAAGUUUGCUCACGAGCCUCAUGAGUUAAACAAUGUUAAGCUCAAAUUCGGCUUAAGAGUCUAACUUUUUCUUAAUCAAGCAAAUUUUUUUUAUCGAGUCAAACGUUGGGCCAUUCAUGAGCACCUUGGUUAACAACUCUAAAUCCAACCAAUUCAUCUACAUAUAUUGUUGUUGAGGUUGCUUUAGAAGGAAUGAUCUUCAUGGUCACUUUAUCUAGUGACCAGCAACCAUUGCACCACCAAAGAACAUCAAACCCAAAUGCACUAAUAGCAAAUUUCGCGCACUCUAUUUCCCAGUUUGUUUUUGUAGAAGAAGACUCGCACACUCCCUGAGAGACAUUUGAUGUGUUUAAGUGAUGAAAAAUAUACGAAAAUAAAGAUUCUUAACAUUUUUGUGAUGUUAUGAUGUAAUAUUUGGGAAUUGGGAGGGAGUGUAGUUUUCUAGCACAUCAUGAACACCGAUAAAGGUUGACUUUAAUAGUGACAUUUGUGACAAGAAUAUCUAAACCUCAUAAUCCAUCUUUAAUAGUGAAAAGGAUUUAGCUAGGGAGAUUUGGAACUAAUUAAGGGCAAGAUCGAUU
This is a messenger RNA of Linum trigynum, 3647 nucleotides long. NCBI's taxonomy places the organism in Eukaryota, Viridiplantae, Streptophyta, Magnoliopsida, Malpighiales, Linaceae. The record is from the annotation of a GenBank genome assembly.